GCGAAACGAAAUGGUUUCGUUUCGAAAAAUAGUUUUAGCAAUGGGAAAUUGAGUCUUGAUCCUGAGGUUGAUCAAUUGAGUGGUGAUGGUGAUGAUGAUGAUGAAAUUGAUACUGAGGGAAGUAAAAUGGGGUUUGAUUACGGAAGAUUCGAGCUUUACGAAGUGGGUUCCGACGAUGAGGUGGAGGAAUAUUCCAACGGAGAAGAAGGCGGCGUAAAGGUGUUUGGUGGUGAAGGAGAAGAAGAUGAUGAUGAAGAAGAUGAGGAUGGUGAGGAGAUUAAAGAAAAGGAGAAAGGGGUGCCAGCUGUCAUGAGAUGUUUCGAUAGGGCGAAAAUAUUCGUGAAAUCGGGGGACGGUGGGAACGGGGUCGUAGCUUUCCGACGCGAGAAGUUCGUGCCGUAUGGGGGGCCGUCGGGGGGUGACGGUGGGAGGGGGGGCAAUGUGUACAUGGAGGUGGACGGUACUAUGAAUUCGCUACUGCCCUUUAGGAAGAGCUUACAUUAUCGGGCAGGGAGAGGUUCCCACGGGCAGGGGCAGCAGAAGCACGGGGCGAAGGGGGAGAGUUGUGUGAUUAAGGUUCCGCCCGGUACCGUUGUAAGGGAGAGCGAUGGAGAUGUGCUUCUCGAGCUUUUGUAUCCCGGGCAGAAGGCGCUGCUUCUGCCCGGAGGGAGGGGCGGGCGGGGGAAUACCUCUUUUAAGACGGGGGUCAAUAAGGUGCCCAAGAUUGCGGAAAACGGAGAAGAAGGGCCUGAAUUAUGGCUAGACUUAGAACUGAAAUUGGUGGCAGAUGUCGGGAUCGUUGGAGCUCCAAAUGCAGGGAAAAGCACACUUCUGAGUGUAGUUAGUUCUGCUCAGCCAACCAUUGCUAAUUAUCCCUUCACCACUUUACUUCCUAAUCUCGGUGUUGUCUCGUUCGACUUUGAUGCUACAAUGGUUGUUGCCGAUUUGCCCGGUCUUCUAGAAGGUGCUCAUCGAGGUUUCGGAUUAGGGCACGAGUUUCUUCGCCACAGCGAGCGAUGUUCCGUUUUGGUGCACAUAGUUGACGGUUCAUCACAGCAGCCCGAGUACGAGUUUGACGCUAUUCGUCUCGAGCUGGAGUUAUUCAGCCCUGAACUUUCUGAAAAGCCUUACAUAGUUGCAUACAACAAAAUGGAUCUUCCGGAAGCUGCCGAGAAAUGUGUUCUGGAUGCAUGCGGUGUUAAUAAAUCACUUAUUAAGCUAGGCGUAAAGGAGGGCGAUACCGUCAUUGUUGGAGAGAUGGAUCUGGUGUGGCACGAUGCUGCAGAUACUCCGGGCCCCACAAGUAGGCGGAAAAAGUCAAUAGAAAAAGUUGACUAACUUUCUAUUACGAUCGUCUCCCUCUCAAGCUCAAGGAGGAAAUUUGUUUCGGCCUCGUUGCAAAUGAAUAACACUGAAUCAGUGACAACACUCCAACACAAAUCAUAAGAUUGUCACAAUGUCGUGUGCAUAAAAAGAAAGGCUUGUGGAAUUUAUUAACUUUGCAGAUGAUAGUUAUUACUUAGUUUAUGAAACCCUAAUGUAUUUUCUCUAAUGAUAUAAAUUAUGAUGAUUAUUUCAUUUAGCAAACCUUCAUUUUUGUGGAUUAUUAUUUAAAUCAUUUUUUUUUUUUGUUAA
This is a messenger RNA of Erythranthe guttata (spotted monkey flower), 1635 nucleotides long. NCBI's taxonomy places the organism in Eukaryota, Viridiplantae, Streptophyta, Magnoliopsida, Lamiales, Phrymaceae. The record is from RefSeq and is a predicted model, not a curated record.